AUGUACAUAGGAGUCGGAAUCCCGGAGGGAGCUCUAGUGCUUUCACCAUCCCACCUAAAGUUUAUUAGGUUCCCACUUCACCCCUUAUUUCAUCUGGUGUUGAAUUCUCUGAACCUCCAUCCUAUGCAGUUAAAUCCGAACUUAUACUUAUUGAUUAGUGGUAUGCUGGCAGUUGGCCUCAAAUGGAGGGUGUCACUAGGCUUCUUAGAUUUCUUCUACCACCAUUAUGCUGCCACGGUUAGACAUGAGACUGAGUAUUUCUACCUAACCCCUCGACCUACCUGUAAGUUCUUUGGCUACAAACUGUCUUCCGCUAAAGAUUGGAAGACCCGACCUUUAAUGAUUACCAGGAAUUGGGCUACCCCUGAGAUGUCUUGUAUCUCUAUUCCUUCAUCAUUGGGGGCUGAACCUGGUCACAUAGUCAGCUUUGAUCGAGCAUUCCAAUUUGAGGAGGAUUUCUCACAUCGCAUCCGAAGAAGUUACAUAGAGAGACAGGCUGAAGAGGAAGAAGAUAGCGGUGGUUAUUCCCCUGACGACUCCGAGCUAUCUGACAUGUCGGGCCCAUUACCCAACCUGUCGAAACGUGCUUCUCGACUAGGUCCAGGGCAAAGACCAUCCGUUGAUCAGCAGACAAAAAGGUCCAAGCGUGUUCCAGAUGCUGGGUCGAGUUUAGAUUCUUCAGGUGCGUUCAUUCCAGGUUCAUCUUCGGGUCGAUCCCAUCAUGAUGUGCUUCGUCGAGUUGGUUUGGCCACCUCUGCUCAAUUUGUGGUUGUUGAAGAUAUUGACCUCGACAACGAACCUGUCAUUCUUGCUGAUGGUGAGAUAUGGAGACGGUUUCAGAAGUCAGAUGGGAAGCGUCUUAUGAAAAAUGAAGGACUCUUGCAUGAUCCUGAGGCAUGCGACGUCGUUUUAGGUGGCCUCCUUCUCCUUCACCCACAAGACAUUAAAGAACUAACGGACUUGGAUGAUCAUGACAUUGCACUCCAACAAGCUCACAACUUAAUCUCGAUGGCCGAACUUCGCUUGGUUGAGCUAUCCAAGGCUCAAGGGCGCAAGGAUGAGUUAGACAACUUGAUCAAGUUCCACGACCAUUUAGGACAACGACUUGAGGUAAAUGAGGCUACAUCAACGAAAGAGAAGGGUGAGAUUUCCCGUCUUUCUGACAAAAUCGACAUCCUCAACCUUGAACGCAAGAACGCUUUAUUGGAAAUGGAUCAGCUGAAGAAUGACGUGGGACGCGUUGAAAAGGAGAAGAAGGAUCAGUACGAUGCAUGUUGA
This is a messenger RNA of Prunus armeniaca (apricot), 1278 nucleotides long. The record is from the annotation of a GenBank genome assembly. Lineage: Eukaryota; Viridiplantae; Streptophyta; Magnoliopsida; Rosales; Rosaceae.